CGUACUCUGUCUGCUGCUGUCGAGUAUAAGCUGUCUGUGGUGAGCCCAUAGCACAGCCACUCCUGUGACUCACAGUUACACACGCUCACACAGAGGCAGGUGUGUGUGGCCAGCAGCGCACGUUCCCUCAGUAGAAGGUCGUACAAAAUUUUGCAUUAUUUGGAUUUAUUUUUUAAUUUUUGAGACAUUUUUUAUAAACAAAACAUCGCCAUUAUGUUGUGGACGGCGAGUCAAGUCUUAAGGAAAUUCUCCACUUCGUCCCAUUAUUACCAGAACAAACUUAAACUAGCUAUAAUUGGCCAAAGCCUGUUCGGCCAGGAGGUGUACAGCAACCUGAGGAAGCAGGGUCACAAGGUGGUGGGUGUGUUCACAGUCCCUGACAAGGAUGGCAAGGCCGACCCCCUGGCGGUGGCGGCGGAGAAAGACGGGACGCCUGUGUUCAAGUUCCCACGGUGGCGGGUCAAGGGGAAGCCCAUCCCAGAGGUGGUGGAUGCAUACCAGGCGGUGGGCGCCGAGCUGAACGUCAUGCCCUUCUGCUCCCAGUUCAUCCCCAUGAACAUCAUUGAUCACCCCAAGCACGGCUCCAUCAUCUACCACCCCUCCAUCCUGCCACUUCAUCGAGGCGCCUCGGCCAUCAACUGGACCCUGAUCCACGGUGAUAAGAAAGCUGGCUUCACGGUGUUCUGGGCUGAUGAUGGACUGGACACCGGACCAAUCCUGCUGCAGAGGGAGUGCGCUGUAGAGCCAAACGACACUGUAGACACACUCUACAACCGCUUCCUCUUCCCAGAGGGCAUCAAGGCUAUGGUGGAAUCGGUGCAGCUCAUUGCUGAUGGAAAGGCCCCUCGUAUUCCCCAGACGGAGGAAGGAGCAAGCUAUGAAGGCAUUCAGAAGAAAUCCAACGCCAAGGUCAACCUGGCCCAGCCAGCUGAGGCCAUCCACAACUGGAUCCGCGGCCAUGACAAAGUCCCUGGUGCCUGGACUGUCAUUGAUGGUCAGUCCGUGACCCUGUAUGGCUCAUCCCUGUUGGGAGGGUCGGUACCAGCCGGUCAGCCCCUGGAGAUAGAGGGGGCAUCCCAGCCUGGCCUGGUCUCCAAGAAUGGACUUGUCCUGUUUGGAACUGAUGGGAAGCCUCUGCUGGUGAAGAGCCUGCAGUUUGAAGAUGGGAAGAUGAUCCCUGCUUCCAAAUACUUCUCCUCCGGGGAAAGCUCCAGUGUAGAGCUGACUGAUGAUGAGAAGAAGAUGGCAGAGGAGAUCAGGAACAUCUGGAAGAGCAUCCUCAGCAACAUCCCAGCCAUCGAGAACAGCACAGACUUCUUCAAGUCUGGAGCUGCCUCCAUGGAUGUGGUCAGACUGGUGGAAGAGGUGAAGCAGAAAUGUGCCGGCGUCCAGCUGCAGAACGAGGACGUGUACAUGGCUACCACCUUCCAGGACUUCAUCCAGAUGUUCGUCCGCAAGCUGAGAGGAGAGGACCAGGAGGAGGAGCUGGUCAUCGACUAUGCAACCAAAGAAGUGAACAACAUGACGGUGAAAAUGCCCUACCAGUGUUUUAUCAACGGCAAGUUCGAGGAUGCAGAGAAUGGGAAGACCUACAAUACCAUCAACCCGACUGAUGGAUCAGUGAUCUGUAAGGUGUCAUACGCCUCAGUGGCGGAUGUGGACCGGGCGGUGGCAGCUGCCAAAGAAGCUUACGAUAAUGGACCCUGGGGCAAGAUGAACCCUAGAGAUAGAGGAAGUCUGCUUUACAAGGUUGCAGACCUGAUGGAGGAACACCAGGAGGAGCUGGCCACCAUCGAGUCCGUCGACUCAGGAGCUGUGUACACACUAGCCCUUAAGACACACGUAGGCAUGUCCAUCCAGACCUUCCGAUACUUUGCCGGCUGGUGUGACAAAAUCCAGGGCAAGACAAUCCCCAUCAACCAAGCCCGGCCCAAUCGCAAUCUGACCUUCACCAGGAAAGAACCUCUGGGUGUGUGUGCCAUAGUCAUACCUUGGAAUUAUCCUCUCAUGAUGUUGGCGUGGAAGAGUGCUGCCUGCCUCGCAGCUGGAAAUACGCUCGUUCUUAAACCUGCACAGGUCACUCCAUUGACGGCGCUGAAAUUUGCUGAACUGUCAGUGAAAGCUGGCAUUCCAAAAGGAGUUAUAAACAUUUUGCCAGGCUCAGGUGGCAUGGUGGGACAGCGUUUGUCUGACCACCCGGACAUCCGCAAGCUGGGCUUCACUGGCUCCACACCUAUUGGCAAACAGAUCAUGAAGAGCUGUGCUCUCAGUAACCUGAAGAAGGUUUCUCUGGAGCUGGGAGGGAAGUCACCUCUCAUCAUCUUCAGUGACUGUGACAUGGACAAGGCUGUUCGCAUGGGCAUGAGCUCUGUCUAUUUCAACAAAGGUGAGAACUGCAUUGCUGCUGGACGUCUGUUCGUGGAGGAGUCCAUUCACGAUGAGUACAUCAGCCGAGUGGUGGAGGAGAUCAAGAAGAUGAAGAUCGGAGACCCACUGGAUCGCUCCACAGAUCACGGCCCGCAGAAUCACAAAGCCCACCUGGACAAGCUGCUGGAGUACUGUGAGGUCGGAGUCAAGGAGGGAGCUACGCUGGUGUACGGAGGCAAACAGGUGGACAGGCCAGGUUUUUUCAUGGAGCCCACCGUGUUCACCGACGUGGAGGACCACAUGUUCAUCGCCAAAGAGGAGUCCUUCGGCCCCGUCAUGGUGGUGUCCAAAUUCAAAGAUGGCGAUGUGGAAGGCGUGCUGCAGAGAGCCAACGACACAGAGUACGGCCUGGCCUCGGGCGUGUUCACCCGCGACAUCAGCAAGGCCAUGUACGUGAGCGAGCGACUGGAGGCUGGAACUGUAUUCGUCAACACCUACAAUAAGACUGAUGUAGCUUCACCUUUUGGUGGCUUCAAGCAGUCCGGCUUCGGCAAAGACCUCGGAGAGGACGCUCUCAUGGAAUACCUCAAGACCAAAGCGGUGACUGUGGAGUACUGAGACACAGACUCUCCUAAUGAACUCACAUCCGAACAGGAAGGGACUCGUCUUUCUGCUUCAGUCAGACAUCCAGCUUCAUUAAGCAGAUACUUCUGGACAGUGUGUGUGUGUGUGUGAGUGUGUGUUCUGUGCGAAAGAGGGAGAGAGCUUUGUUGUUUGUCUCAGCGUGGACAACGUUCCUGUCUUCUCCUUGGCCCUGCGUCGAAAUUCACAUCACGGACAGGAGACACGCGUGGUUUAUGCCCGUCCGCAUGUCCACACAUAAAAUGCCGGGCUGAACUCCUGAUGGGAGCCGAGCCUGGCUCUGGCUGUAUUUUCAGCUCCGUCAAAGUGUGUUUUAUGUUAAAACACACCCACCACUUCAAAUGUGAAAUCUGUUUUCCCAGUAUUAUUAAUGAUGUCAAUCAGUUUGGUUCAGGAUUUGGAAAUCAUCUGAAGGCGUGACCUUUUCUCACUCAUUUGUUAUGCUGCCUUCACCAUCCCUUCGCCUCGUACUUUACUCCUUGGCAGCUUCUGAGCUGUUGUGUACUGCAUCAGAAGAAGUUGAGUUAAAGGCACAAUAUGCAGGAAUUUUCUGGCAAAAAAGAAAUCAAUGCAUUAACUCAAAAUACAAAUAUCAUCACUUAUGACCUCCUAGUGUCUGUAUAGGCAGAGAUCCUGCCCUCUGCCUGAAAUUUCUUGUUUUAUUAAUAUUUUUACAGUGUUGGGACUCGGCAUCAGCAGUUGAGGACAAAGAGAUGAGUCUCAUACCCUGAUUGUCCAAUAUUGAUUUGAUUUGAUGUGAUUUGAUGACCUGGGAAUUAGACUCAGCAGAGAACUGUCUUUUCUCCAGAAUCCAGAAUUAAUGGUGUGUUUACAACCAGCAACUGACAAAUUCUGCAUAUUAUGCCUUUAAAGAGUAGCUUAAACAGCAGGCUGAAAACCACUGUGGCUCAAAGGGUGCUUUUCAUUACGCUAAAUUUUGCUUCCUCUCGUCCUCUCUCCUCCCGUGACCCGAAGAGCGUUUACCCUCCGCCAUCAUGGAAGAUCUUGCGAUCCUUUAAACGCACCUCGAGGAUACAAGGAGAUGAGGAGCUAAGAGUGAGGAAACACACGUGUAACCUCAGCAGAAGUUAUUUUAUAGGAUAGCAACACCUCUUUGAUUAAAUAUGGUAAAUAGUCGGACUGUAGUACAGCAGAUCAGAAAAUGACAAGGUUUGAACAGGAAUGAUGAAGGGAUUGGUGACACUGUUUUAUUCUUAAUAUUUGAGUCUUAAUGUGGACAAAUGUCACAACGGCCAAAAGCAAGUUGGUAAAGAAACAUACUUUGUUGGUAGACUUUUCUUUCAGCAUACUCUUCGAAUCAAUUUUUCUUGAAACUUUCACGGGUUCGCUCGACAGUUGACAUGUAGUCACUAUAUUUUUUGGCACACAGCUGUGACAUCCAAUAUUUGAGAUUUAGCUGCUUCAUAGCAUCAUAUUCACAAGCCGUGUCGUGAGGAAGGCCACGAAAGACAUUUAGCACGGAUGUCUGUCGCGAAAAGAGUAACACCAAUUCAGUUGUUUGUCACAUUAAAAUGGAUGUCCGAUCAGAUGAUCAGAUGUCCGAGUACAUUUCAAUGCAAAAUUAGAUUUUUUUUUGUAAAUAUUUUUUAACAAACAAGGGGAAAAGGACUAUUUGAUAUAUAUUUUGUCAGACAGAGUAAGACUAUAUGUUAUAACACUAUAUCAUGUUGGAUAAAGACACGCCAGCUAGAUGUUUUUAUGCAUCACUAAUGUGCAGAAGUUGUGAAAUGAGUUUUCUCUCUGUCUAUCUGGCAUAAGAAGCAAGAGUAUUCGUCUCACCAUUUGUGAAAAAAAGGUGAGAGCUGCCCCAACAAUGAACAGCACACCAUACAAUGUUAAAUAAACUCUGAUUUGAAUUCAUUGUGAA
Messenger RNA from Scatophagus argus, 4897 nucleotides. It is a transcript of the gene aldh1l2, whose product is annotated as aldehyde dehydrogenase 1 family, member L2. The coding region runs from base 214 to 2985 and encodes 923 amino acids. Gene Ontology annotation, molecular function: aldehyde dehydrogenase (NAD+) activity; formyltetrahydrofolate dehydrogenase activity. The transcript is spliced from 23 exons. Gene Ontology annotation, cellular component: cytoplasm. The record is from RefSeq and is a predicted model, not a curated record. Gene Ontology annotation, biological process: 10-formyltetrahydrofolate catabolic process; biosynthetic process; one-carbon metabolic process. NCBI's taxonomy places the organism in Eukaryota, Metazoa, Chordata, Actinopteri, Scatophagidae.